AUGGGUAAGCGGAAAUCGUCGGCAAAGCCUCAAAAGAAAAUUAAACAAACCCUAGAUACCACAUUCACAUGCUUAUUCUGCAAUCACGAAAGGUCCGUCAUAUGUACAUUAGAUAAGAAGAACUCGCUAGGCGAGUUGCAUUGUAAGAUUUGCGGUCAGACUUUCCAGUCCGCCAUCCAUUCUUUAUCACAGCCUGUGGAUAUUUAUUCCGACUGGAUCGAUGCCUGUGAAGAAUUGGCCGAAGAAGCUGAAGAGGGAAAUGUCGAAAUCGAGCAAGAUGAAUACAGUGACGAUGACGAACCUUCGUUCAAGCUGAAAAAUCGUCCUUUGGACUCUGAUGACGAAUAUUAA
Molecule: messenger RNA, 351 nt
Organism: Meyerozyma guilliermondii ATCC 6260
Lineage: Eukaryota; Fungi; Ascomycota; Pichiomycetes; Serinales; Debaryomycetaceae
Exons: 1
Coding region: 1-351 (116 amino acids)
Biological process (GO): transcription elongation by RNA polymerase II
Cellular component (GO): transcription elongation factor complex
Molecular function (GO): RNA polymerase II complex binding
Source: RefSeq, a predicted model, not a curated record